Molecule: messenger RNA, 4865 nt
Organism: Branchiostoma belcheri (Belcher's lancelet)
Lineage: Eukaryota; Metazoa; Chordata; Leptocardii; Amphioxiformes; Branchiostomatidae
Exons: 26
Coding region: 288-4832 (1514 amino acids)
Source: RefSeq, a predicted model, not a curated record
GAAGACGUCCUGUGAUGUUGACUUUGGUUGAUUCUUGUCAUGUCUCUGAGAUUAUAUAACUUUUAACGCCGUCACACUUGACGCACACACGUCGGCAUACCUUGGACUCGAAUUCUUCACAGAAGAUUAGCGAACGCGUCGUGUCCCCGCCCCCACACCUCUGAAGGAUAUAUAAACGGGGACGGUUUUGCACUUCACUGUGCCAACUCUCAAGUAGAUUGGAGAACUCAAGCUUGAGCGAGGUCCACGUUUUGCGUCGAUUGGGCAGAACGAAGAGGUUGACGAAGAUGAAGCUUCACUGGGCACUUCUGGUGGCGCUGCUUUUCGUCGUUGGAGAAAGUUCAAUGUCGGCUGCUGCUCCGGACAAGCGGGAUUUGUCAGCCAACUUUCUGAUCCAGCGACUGGAAGAAUUUCUGAGGGAUGACGGCGGUGCGAGUGCAGAAAGUGCUGGAGCAUCUACGGAAGAGGAUGAGUCGUCGUCUGGAUCAGGAGAAGGCAGCGAAGAGGCUGCAGAAAGGCGCGAAGAGACGUUCUUAGAAACACGUGGAUAUUCCGGGUAUACACAGCGUGGCGGUACCCAGUACAAGGUGUUCGCCCAGCUCAAGUCAUACCAAGCUGCCAAACAGACCUGUGCAGCACAGGGAGGUCAUCUGGCCGACGUCAAGACUCGGGCGCUGCACAACUUCCUCCUGUCCGAGAUCCGGAAGGUUGACGCCAACAGAGACUACUGGAUCGGGCUCAACGAUAUAACAGUUGAGAACACGUGGACCUGGUCUGACGGGACGCGGAUCAGCGAUUGUGACUUCAAAAACUGGGCACCAGGAGAGCCGAACAACGCGUACGCCAACCGAGGGGGCCCGGGCCAGGACUGCGGGCAACUCUGGAAAUCUCGAAGCUUCCAAUGGGACGACGAUACGUGUACCAACCAGAAGUACUUCAUCUGUCAGAGAGGUCCGGGCGAAGAGAAUGUGUGUGGAUCAGGAGGUGCUGGAUCGGGGCAAUGUGCUGCUAGCUCCACCAAUAUUGCCCGGGGCCGUCCGACACAGCAAUCGAGUGUCGCCCAUGGGGGCGUGCCUGGACGGGCGGUGGACGGGAACACAAACUCCCAGUGGGGGGGAAGUUCCUGCACUCACACCGGAAACGACAACCAGCCGUGGUGGCGGGUGGACCUGGGGUCCUCCAAUUGCGUGGACCGCGUUGUCGUCACCAACCGCGCGGACUGUUGCCCAGAACGGCUCCAAAACUUCAAGGUGUACGUCGGAGAUAACCCGAAUGUUGUCGCCAACCCUACGUGCGGCGGAGCGCAGUCUGUCACCGGCAAGGCAACGAUCACAGUGGACUGCGGCGGCCGGACGGGCCGAUAUGUGGGGAUAGCUCUACCGGGCAGGCAGUAUCUGACGCUAUGUGAAGUGCAGGUCUUUGGAGGUGCUGCAUUGAUUAAGCUGCCUUCACAAUGUGCUGCUAGCUCCACCAAUAUUGCCCGGGGCCGUCCGGCACAACAAUCAAGUCAAUACGACGGAAAUUCCGUGGCUGGACGGGCGGUGGACGGGAACACAAACGCCCGGUGGUCGGGAAGGUCUUGCAGUUGCACCCGGAACGACAACCAGCCGUGGUGGCGGGUGGACCUGGGGUCCUCCAAUUGCGUGGACCGCGUUGUCGUCACCAACCGCGCGGACUGUUGCCCAGAACGGCUACAAAACUUCAAGGUGUACGUCGGAGAUAACCCGAAUGUUGUCGCCAACCCUACGUGCGGUGGAGCGCAGUCUGUCACCGGCAAGGCAACGAUCACCGUGGACUGCGGCGGCCGGACGGGCCGAUACGUGGGGAUAGCUCUACCGGGCAGGCAGUAUCUGACACUAUGUGAAGUGCAGGUCUUUGGAGGUGCUGGAUCGGGGCAGCAAUGUGAUCCUGGAGAAGAGAAUUGUGAAUCAGGAGGAUACAUCAAUCUUGGCUGUUGGCGAGACACCGGUAACAGAGCCAUCCCAACCCUGGAGGGGUCCGACUCACGUCUGGACGGGUCGUACCAAAACCGCCAGAACGCCAUCGAGAAGUGCUACCAGGCCGCCAAGGAACGAGGGUUCACCUACUUCGCGGUGCAGAACGGAGGUUGGUGCGCCUCUUCCGCCAUCGCGGGAGAAACCUACCAGAAGUUCGGCCGCUCUACAACCUGUGGGGCCGACGGCGAAGGAGGGCCUUGGGGCAAUCAGGUGUACAAAAUCACAGACGCCCUGCCAAAGAUCGUGAGCCUUGGCUGUUGGAAGGACACUGGAAACAGGGCCAUCCCAACCAUCGAGGGUUCGGACGCGCGUCUGGACGGUAGCUAUGGGGCUCGUCGGGACGCGAUUAACAAGUGCUACCAGGCCGCCAAGUCUCGAGGGUACACCUACUUCGCCCUGCAAAACGGAGGUUGGUGCGCCACUUCAGCCACGGCGGGAAAAACCUACCAGAAGUACGGACCGUCCACAACCUGCCGCACGGACGGCGAAGGCGGACCCUGGGGAAACCAAGUCUACCAAAUCCCAGGUGGUGCGGCAUGCGAGGCGCCGCUGGACCUGUUCUUAGUGCUGGACGGAUCCGGUAGCGUAGGAGCUGCAAACUUCGACAAGGUGAAGCAGUUUGCACGCGACAUGGUCAACAGGUUCGACAUCGGCCCGACUGCCACCAGGGUUGGAGUACUACAGUACUCUGACAGGAACAGCCUGGUGUUUAACUUGGGAGCUAAAUCAGACAAGCCGUCUACCAUCAGCGCCAUUAAUGCCAUCACGUACCAGAAAGGCGGCACGAAGACAGGGGCUGCGAUGCAGUUCGUCCGUACGAACGCCGCAUGGAGGCAAGGAGGAAACGUCCCGAAAGUGAUCAUCGUGUUGACAGACGGGAAGUCGGGUGAUUCUGUGUCGGGACCAGCUCAGAGUCUUGCCGCGAGCGGAAUUACCGUGUACGGCAUCGGAGUGGGCAACUUCGAUCACGGGCAACUCCUACAGAUCGCCAACAACGACCAGAACAAUGUGAUCGAGUUGAGCGACUUCAACGCCCUGGCCACGAAGAUUAGCGAGAUUGCCAAAGUCGUUUGCGAAAAGGUGUCUGACGUUUGCCCCAGUGGUUACAAGGAAUUCAACGGGAUCUGCUACAAGGCGUUCAACACGGUAAAGACCUUCCUUCAGGCGUCCAAGGCUUGUUACGACGACGGCGGCACACUCGCCAUGCCCAAGGAUGCUGCCACCAACGCCUUCCUCAAGACCCUGAAGGACAAGGUAGACCCGGCCGGCUUCUUCUGGUUCGGCCUCGUGGAUCAGCACACGGAGAACGAAUGGCAGUGGGUAGACGGAGGGAACCUCGUCAGGGGCCAAAGCGACUGGAAACCGGGAGAGCCGAACAACGCAGGCGACGAGGACUUUGCCGAGUACUUCCCUAACAAAUGGAACGACGUGGGCGGCAACGCAAGGAACAGGAAAUUCAUCUGCCAAGUGAUUCCAACAGAUUCCCCACAAGGCUACGUGUACCAUCAACUGAGCCACAUGAGCUACAAAGUUUACAACGUCAAGAAAGACUACAAGGGAGCGGUUGAGGCCUGUCGUGCAGAUGGCGGUUCACUUGCCGAACCUAGAGAUGCCGCCGCCAACACGUUCCUCAUCUACCUCAAGAACGCCGUGGACAACCGAGCAUGGUUCCGCUUCGGACUGACGGACGAACACCAGGAAGGAGGCUGGAUGUGGGGAAGCGGUGUCGCCCUAUCAACUUUCCGCACGUGGGGUCCGGGAGAACCGAAUAACCGGAGAAACGAGGACUGUGCCGAGUACUUCCCUGGAAGUCAUCCGAAAAACAAGAGGAACACGUGGAACGAUGGGCCAUGUACAGCUCGUACCAGGACGUUUAUCUGCCAGGUCGUUCCGAAAGGCUGUCCUAGAGGCUACAAGCAGAGGGGUGCAAUCUGCUACAAGGCCUUCGACAAGAAGAAGAAUUACGACGAGGCUGAGAUGGCUUGCCGGGCUGAAGGAGGGUCCCUGGCGAUGCCCCGCGACCAGGCUACCAACGACUUCCUGAUCAAGCUGAAGAACGACAAGGACGGCAGCUCGUGGUUCUGGCUCGGGGCGGAUGACAAGAAUGACGAGGGCACAUGGCUGGGCCGGGACGGCCAACAGUUCGGGAGCUUCCGCGCCUGGUUCCCGGGAGAACCGAACCAGGCUGGCGGGAACGAAGACUGCUUGAUGCUGUUCGAAAGCCCCAGGAACAAGUGGAACGAUCAAGGCUGUGCGACAAAACAGAAGUUCAUCUGCCAGAUCCAACUGCCAAUUGUUGGUUCCUGCGGUGGCAACAUUCAAGGGGAGUUUGGAACCAUUGUCUCACCGGGCUACCCAGAUACAUACGCAGAUAAUCAGAAAUGCACCUGGAACAUCAUGGCUCGACCAGGGAAGGUCUUGACUCUGAUCUUCGAGGAUUUCGACCUCCAGGGCACCUCCGACACGGUGACUGUUGAAGACCCCUGCAGCGACAGGGAGCUGGGGAAGUUCUCGGGGUCGACUCUGCCUGCACCCGUCCGCAGCGCGGACAAACAGCUGAGGAUCGUCUUCAGAACCGACCACUCUGUCAGCGAACGUGGCUUCAGGGUCAAAUUCUUCGCCAGCGACGCUUCCGGGAAACGAGAGAUUGAGGAGCCGAUGUCUGUCCAGCAGCCCGAUGAGAUCAUGGAGGGGCGUGGCCAGGAGGAAGGAGGCCAGGAGGAGCGUGGCCUGGAGGAAGCUGCCGAUGAAGAGGUGCUGAUGGAGACCUUGAAGAUGCUGGAGGACGACCUGCGCAAUGCUGGCAACGAGCUAAGGGAGCUCCAUGAAGAAUGACAACUGGCGACAGAUGACGUUGAAAUGAUUGAC